This is a messenger RNA of Arxiozyma heterogenica, 645 nucleotides long. RefSeq names its product Lsb1p (gene LSB1). NCBI's taxonomy places the organism in Eukaryota, Fungi, Ascomycota, Saccharomycetes, Saccharomycetales, Saccharomycetaceae. The coding region runs from base 1 to 645 and encodes 214 amino acids. The record is from RefSeq and is a predicted model, not a curated record. Gene Ontology annotation, molecular function: protein binding. Gene Ontology annotation, cellular component: ESCRT-0 complex. The transcript has a single exon. Gene Ontology annotation, biological process: protein transport to vacuole involved in ubiquitin-dependent protein catabolic process via the multivesicular body sorting pathway.
AUGUCAGAGGCUUUAAUUAAUCGUUCAUUGACCAACAUUAGAACUGAAUUAGACUUUUUACUAGAAAAUAAAGUUAUCUCUAAAGAUUUUUAUGAUGAAUUUAAUAAUAGAUUACCAAAGGAUUCUAGUAGGCCAAAUAAGAUCAAGAAGACAAAGAAGUUUGUUGAAGCAAUUUAUCCAUAUGAAUCACAACAAUCAGGUGAUUUAAGGCUGAAUGUAGGCGACAAAAUUGAAGUUUUGGAAGUUUUAUCUGAAAGCUGGUUGAAAGGUAGGUGCAAUGGUCAAAUUGGUGUUUUCCCUUCAAAUUAUGUUAAACCAUUAAAUAGUUAUAACAUCAACACUAAUAAUAAUAAUAAUAAUAAUAGUGUAUAUAGACCAUCUGCACCUUUACCAAAUCAACAAUAUAAUAAUAAUGAAAAAAUUUCUAAUCAUAACAAUAAUAGCAAUUACACACAAAUUGCUUCACCACCACAACUACAAUCACAAAAACCACCGAAAAAGCAUAAUCAUCAAUUUUUACAUCAAUUUGGCAGUAGAUUAGGUAAUGCAAUUAUAUGGGGUGCAGGUUCUAAAUUGGGUCAAGAUUUGGUGAAUUCUGCAUUUGAUAAAUUGCAUGAUAGAGAGAUCAAAAAUGAGAACGAAUGA